Molecule: messenger RNA, 1041 nt
Organism: Caenorhabditis briggsae
Lineage: Eukaryota; Metazoa; Nematoda; Chromadorea; Rhabditida; Rhabditidae
Exons: 4
Coding region: 1-1041 (346 amino acids)
Source: RefSeq, a predicted model, not a curated record
AUGACUUGCAUUCCACCAACAUCAUUUUUCGCGACUCCAGAAUACUUAAAACUUGCUCUCCAUAGAGCAACUGCAAUUUCAGUGCCUAUUCAUUGCUUUGGUCUGUAUUGUGUGUUGUUCAAGACGCCAGAACAAAUGAAAUCUGUAAAAUUAUAUUUCAUAAACUUAAAUCUUUGGAUUGUCCUUUAUGAUUAUUCCGUGUGUAUACUAACGGUUCCUCUGCUAUUAAUACCCACUUUUGCAGGGUAUUCACUAGGGAUUUUAGAGGAUUUUGGAGUCCCUAACAUUAUACAAACCACUGCAGUAUUUUUGUUCCUAAUUUACGUUCUCAUUUCCAUCCUGGCAAUUUUCGAGAACCGAUUUCAUGUGGUUUGUAAUUUUCGGUGGAAAGUCAAAUGGACAUUGGUUAGAAGAUAUUGGCUUGGUAUACAUUAUUUUGUGGGACUAGUCGUCCUCAUACCAUUCUUUUUUCUGGUACCAGACCAAAGAGAAGCGAGGAUAGCAGUUUUGAAGUUCAAUUCCCAGCAGGGCACUUUUUCUUGGGUCCCAUCAUCUUUAUUCUUUCAGCAACUCCCAUGUCUCCCGGACUACAUCACCAAUGCACCAUUAUUCAUCACCUCCGACGAUUACACUUACCAUGUCACGAGUCUAGCAUUAUUUUUAGUUAUCGGAAUCACUGAAAGUGUCAUAUUCAUCCUUUUGCUAGUUUCCAACACUAUACAGCAGCUAAGAGCCAAGAAAAUGUCUCAAAAGUUGUUUGAAAUUCAGAAGAAAUUUUUUAUCGCUCUAGUUAUCCAAAUGCUUGUUCCCUCAAUUUUUCUAUUGAUCCCUUUGUGGUAUGCGGUGUUUUCAAUCCUGUUCGGUUACUAUAAUCAGGCAGCUAUCAAUAUUAGCGUAACGAUGGAGUCGAUUCAUGGACUCGUUUCCACACUGGUCAUGAUUUUUAUACACCGUCCCUAUCGUGAAGCAUUUUUUGAUAUUUUCGGAAGAAGUCUUGUAAUGAAAGAUGAUCAAAAUCGUUCAAAUAUCAAAGUGGGCUAA